AUGAAAGCUAUAAUAGAAAAAUAAAAUAUAGUAGAAAAAAAUUAAAUUUAAGCUAGUUCAGUUCUAAUACAAUCUGGUUUAUUUUUUUAUUUCCCCAAAAGCAUAUUUUUAAUUAAAACAACCAGCAGGUUCUAAAUAACUUUAACUAAAAUUAAAUAAAGAGAGCAACUUAAUUUUUACAAAUUUUUAUCUGUAAUAUACGAGUGA
Messenger RNA from Tetrahymena thermophila SB210, 207 nucleotides. RefSeq lists its product as hypothetical. The record is from RefSeq and is a predicted model, not a curated record. Lineage: Eukaryota; Ciliophora; Oligohymenophorea; Hymenostomatida; Tetrahymenidae. The transcript has 3 exons.